CGGGCUGGCACUUUUCGGAAAGGUGACUGGGCGGGGAGGACCGGCAUCAGCUCUGCCUGGGUCCUGGGCAGGUGCCCCAGAGCAGCCUCCAGCGCCCACAGGCUGGAGGUGGGCCUCCACGUCCAGUCCGAUGUGGGGCCACGGGAGGGUUGGGACUAGACAGGCAGGCGAUGGUCUAGUGGUCCAAGGACCACUGUCACUGGGACUCCGCACAGGAUGGCAGGAAGUACAGAAGAACUGAGAAGUCCCUCAGGACUGGGCCUGCCAUAGCAACUUUUUGGCUAGGACCCACAGCCAGAGGCACAGGCCCUGGCUGCAGUCGCCUUGGCCAAGUCCUGAAGUAGCAGCUUCACCUGUGCGCUGUCAGUGGGGGUCCCAGUGGUGGCCAUCCCCAAGCGGGUGGCCGGGGCCAGACCUUAUCAGGGCCGGAGCGCUGGGGGUGGUAGAGAACCUUGAGAAGUUACCGCAGCAGCUCCCGGCUAGGGGAGACGGAGCCUUCCUCUCCCAGUGUGCCUGCACCCGGCAGGGUGAAAGCCGUGCUCCACCGGCAGACCUCACCAGCCUUCCCGGGGCAGCUCAGUGACAGGCAGCUGCCGAGGUCUUGCAUCAGCAGCCGACGGAAGGCCGGCCGCCCACCAUGUCGGACUACGAGAACGACGAGGAGUGCUGGAGCGCCCUGGAAGGCUUCCGCGUGAGGCUCAUCUCCGUCAUCGACCCCUCGCGCAUCACGCCCUACCUGAGGCAGUGCAAGGUCCUGAACCCCGAUGACGAGGAGCAGGUGCUCAGCGACCCCAGCCUGGUCAUCCGCAAGCGCAAAGUGGGUGUGCUCCUGGACAUCCUGCAGCGGACUGGCCACAAGGGCUACGUGGCCUUCCUGGAGAGCCUGGAGCUUUACUACCCGCAGCUGUACAAGAAGGUCACCGGCAAGGAGCCCGCCCGAGCCUUCUCCAUGAUCAUCGACGCGUCGGGGGAGUCAGGCCUGACGCAGCUGCUGAUGACCGAGGUCAUGAAGCUGCAGAAGAAGGUGCAGGACCUGACAGCGCUGCUGAGCUCCAAGGAUGACUUCAUCAAGGAGCUUCGCGUGAAGGACAGCCUGCUGCGCAAGCACCAGGAGCGCGUGCGGCGGCUCAAAGAGGAGUGUGAGGCCGGCGCGCGCGACCUCAAGCGCUGCAAGGACGAGAACUACGACCUGGCCAUGCGCCUGGCCCGCCUGAGCGAGGAGAAGGGCGCCGCGCUCAUGCGCACCCGCGAUCUGCAGCUGGAGGUGGACCGGCUGCGCCACAACCUCAUGAAGGCGGAGGACGACUGCAAGGUGGAGCGCAAGCACACGCUGAAGCUGCGGCACGCCAUGGAGCAGCGGCCCAGCCAGGAGCGGCUGUGGGAGCUGCAGCAGGAGAAGGUCCUGCUGCAGUCGCGGGUGCAGGAGCUGGAGGCCGCGGCGCAGGAGGGGAAGCUGGAGCGGAGCAGCCCCUACAUCCAAGUGCUGGAGGAAGACUGGCGCCAGGCGCUGCGGGAACACCAGGAGCAAGCCACCACCAUCUUCGCCCUGCGGAAGGACCUCCGCCAGGCCGAGGCCCUCCGCACGCGGUGUGCAGAGGAGAAGGAGAUGGUCCAGCUGCAGUGUCUGGCCCUGCGCAAGGACUCCAAGAUGUACAAGGAGCGCAUCGAGGCUGUGCUGCAGCAGAUGGAGGAGGUUGCCAUCGAGCGGGACCAGGCCAUGGUCUCUCGGGAGGAGCUGCACACGCAAUGCGCCCAGAGCCUGCAGGACAAGGAUGAGCUGCGCAAGCGGGUCCGCGAGCUGGGCGAGAAGGCCGACGAGUUGCAGCUGCAGCUGUUCCAGUGCGAGGGCCAGCUGCUGGCUGCCGAGGCCCGGCUCAAGCAGCAGCAGCUGGACACGGUGGUCCUGAGCUCUGACCUAGAGGACAGCUCUCCUAGGAACUCCCAGCUCUCUCUGCCCCAGGAUCUGGAGGAUGAUGCCCAACUCUCAGACAAAGGUGGCCUGGCCGAGGGAGAGAACCCGGAGCAGCCUUUUGUGUCCUUGCAGAAGGAGCCGCUCCCGCUGAGCCCUCUUGUAAGGCUUCUCUCUCGGGGUCCCCUCAGCCCUGUGUCCCAUUGGCCACUCCUCCCCUUGGGGAUGAUGCCAAGGUACCCGCGGGUCGUUCCUGGGUGCAGCGUUUGGAACAUGAGUGGCACUCCUCGGCUCCUGCACACGGAGCCGACCUGGAGGCCCUGCGAGCGGGCGGGCGGGCAAGGCGUGCAGGUGCAGCUGGCCUCGCCUUCACAGGACGCUGGCCCGAGUGCUGGUGGGGAGCCCCCCGAGAAGGAGCGGCGACGCCUCAAGGAGAGCUUCGAGAACUACCGCAGGGGGCUGGGGCCGCGGGCGCGGGCUGGGGCCACGGCCACACCGGCACACUGCCUACACCUGCCACCGCUCCCGCAGGAAGCGAGCGCUCAGGAAGGUGCAGAGCGGCUGGCAACAGGGCGAGGGCGACCGCGGGAACACGACUGGCAGCGACAACACAGACACCGAGGGCUCCUAGCGUGCCAGGAACGCGGGCUGUCUCCUGCCGCGGCGCGCGUCCGUGUGCUGUGACAUGUCUCCUAUU
Messenger RNA from Fukomys damarensis (Damara mole-rat), 2606 nucleotides. It is a transcript of the gene Card9, whose product is annotated as caspase recruitment domain family member 9. Lineage: Eukaryota; Metazoa; Chordata; Mammalia; Rodentia; Bathyergidae. Bases 638 to 2593 code for a protein of 651 amino acids. The transcript has 11 exons. The record is from RefSeq and is a predicted model, not a curated record. Gene Ontology annotation, biological process: regulation of apoptotic process; positive regulation of canonical NF-kappaB signal transduction.